This is a messenger RNA of Aphanomyces invadans, 769 nucleotides long. RefSeq lists its product as hypothetical. The coding region runs from base 26 to 523 and encodes 165 amino acids. Lineage: Eukaryota; Oomycota; Saprolegniomycetes; Saprolegniales; Verrucalvaceae. The transcript has 3 exons. Gene Ontology annotation, biological process: cell redox homeostasis. Gene Ontology annotation, molecular function: thioredoxin-disulfide reductase (NADPH) activity. The record is from RefSeq and is a predicted model, not a curated record. Gene Ontology annotation, cellular component: endoplasmic reticulum membrane.
CCAAUUUCAAAUCUUCGGAGUGGCCAUGGCGCCGAAAGCUUCUGCCGCUGCCGCAGACAAGAAGGUCGACGACCGCAUCCAUAUCCAGUACGACAAGACUGCGUUUGAGCCGCAUUUGAAGCUCUACCAACAAGGAUUUGCUGAGUACUACCCGCAAUUCACCGUGACGGCGGAGGAAUAUCCUCCGUCGCCGCUCUGUUAUUGCCUCUCCAUGGGCAUCUUUGUCUUCCAGAUUGUCAUGACCGUCGUCUUCAUCUUUGGCACCAUGGCUGUAAAUCGCUUCAAAAUCGAUGUCCACCCCGACCACAUCAAGUACUUCGAAGAGCACAAAUUCAUGAUUGUCCCUGUCAUGCUCGUGUUGUCCCCGAUUCGGCAUUUGAUCUCCAAGACAAGUGCAUUCGAAGUCUACCUUAACGACGAGUUGGUGUCGUCCACGUUGACCUCCCGUUUCAUGCCCAACUUUGAGGGGUUCAAGCAAAUAUUAGACAAGAAGGGCAUCAAGAAGACGAUUGUUGCCAACUAGACGUCGCAUGGCCGUUGUUCCUCACACAUCUCGGCCGCAUUCAAACCCAUUGCUACGUAUUGGCUUUCUGUAUAAUGCCACACGUAGACUUCCGCCUUCCUCGCUUCUUCCAUGGCCUCAGUGUCGCGAUGCCGUCCUCUAUUCUCGGGUCCAUGGCAAAUAUUCUGCAGUGUUGGCAUAUAUUUCCAAACGAUGAAAAAAUGUCGAAAAAUUGAGGAAUCGUUCCAACCGAUUGUAACCGCCGCA